GUUUGUUAGUGCCAUUCGACAUCUUUUUCUCUUUGAUUUCCCAAUCAUGCCCAACGAAUUGGUAGACGAGCGCUUUAGCCUGCGCGUACGGAACUUACCGGCUGUGCUGUCCACCGAGGCAAUCACAUCGCUACUCUCGCACUACGGUGCUACUCGCGUCCGUGUGCUGAAACGGAGAAAUGCAGCGUCAAGCGGCAAAGAACCCGGUGCAGAUCCACCCAAGAACCUUCAAAAGGCUGUUGCAAUAUUUGCAACUCGCGAAGCUCAACAGAACGCGCAGAAGCGACUGCAUUCGCUGGAAUUGGCUGGCCACCGUAUGCUGGUGGAAACGGUUGGCGAUGAAGCUGCAGCCACGCCGAUUGAGACGAAACCAGAGGCCAGGAAGACAGGGGGCAAUGCAUCCAUAAGUUAUCCGCCACCGUUGCCUAAAGGUGUGCCUCCACCGUUGCCACCGACGCCGGAUCCUCUGCAGAAUCGUCUCUAUGCCCCGGCGCCGUUGGCUCCGCACCUCGGUUUGAAUUACGCACCGUCCCCAUUGCUCGAGUAUAAGUAUCCCAGGGCAACUGAGAGUAUUGUGCGCAAUAUCGCUAAUGCACUAAUUGCAUUACCCCGAUUUUAUACUCAAGUACUUCAUCUCAUGAACAAGAUGAAUCUACCUCCACCAUUUGAAGAAGAUACGAUUCCAGGGAGAUUUUCGGUGAAGCAAGAUGAAACGGAAGGAACCCAGGGCAAUCAAUUAAAGCGCCGUAGAAUUGAUCACAGUUUACCGCCACAGAUUGUCGAAGAAGAUGACGAUGAUGAACAGGAUGAGGAGAAUACAGACGCAACUGGAAGCGUCGAGGCCCACCCACAACCAACAGAAUCCAGAGAGGUUGCCAACAAGAGUGACCAUAAGCGAUCGGAUCAAGGUAAUGACUCACUGCCGGUGCUUAUCGGAAAACCCUUGGCACGACAGAACAAAUUGAUAUCGACCAAAAUGAGUGCUACAUUCAGCACAGCAUUUGAAAUUGGAACCGAUAAUCGAAACCACCAAGAAGUGCAACAAUCGACUCGCCUGGGUGUGAUUUCAGAGAAUGAGGUGAAUCGACAACGACUAGCACCUGAAGAGUUACUGAAGGAACCGUUUAUGGAAUCCUACGUCCGUGGAUUACCAUCGAACAGCAUUAUGGUGAAGAACAUCGCACGCGGGGUGGAUGAGAAAGACUUACGCUAUGUAUUCGGCUACGUUUUGCCGACGGAUAUGGCACUGGAGUCGAUGAAGCUUACGCUACUGCCAGCGAAGGGGUUAGCUCUAAUCGAUUACCCCAACGAAGAGGUGGCAACAGCAGCGGUUAAUGAUCUACAUGGCGUUCAACUAGAAGGAAAGACGCUGAUUGUGAGUUUUCACAACACUUCAGGAGACUCGAUAGUCCCUACCGUACAACGUUGGACAUUGGAAGAGUUGGCAAGCAAGCGCUUAGACAAAGCACAAAUUGCUUCAGAGAAGGUCAUGAAGAAAUAUCAGGUCGGCGAGCCUUCAAACUCACUUUACGUGAAGAACCUCGCCAAAACAGUGGACCUGGCAGACCUCUUCGCUGUCUUCGGUGCUAUCCUGCCACCAGAAUCCGGACUCGGAGCGCUGAAUAUCCGCCACUUCACUGAGGGCCGAAUGAAGUGCCAAGCCUUCGUGACGUACCCCACGGUUGAUCUCGCGUCAAGUGCCUUACUCCGUGUGCAUGGCGUCGUAUUAAAGGAUAAACCCUUGAUUGUGUGCUUCCGUAAACCCCAAAAAACUUGAAAUGAACCUGCUUUUGCAGUUCACGCCUCUAAUUUGGUGUUAAAUAUCGCCACAAUUUAAGGAAGUUCGCGCAACUUUGCCUCACUGAUGCUGUUGAUCACCCACAGGUAAUUCACAAUGACUGCCGACGAUACUGCGCUCAACUGCGGCUUCGCUUUGAGCUGUUUUGUCUGCUGACGCAAUGCAGUUGGAUUGAGCUUGUCGGACACGAUGAUGAGCUUCCGGGAGCGAUUCUCGCGCUUGUGCAUCUCUUCGCGAAUUUCAUCCAAAAAUGCGAUCAACUUUCCGCCUCCCAUACAUAUCAAGGUAUUCAACUCCGUUACUGGUGGCAUUGGGGGUAGGAAUUCACCAAUCACAUGGAAACAGAAGUCAGCAAACAGCAUUGUGCCAACGUUUGAGCGGUCAACCUGUACAUCAAAAUACAGCAAAUGAGUGUUAACCUU
Messenger RNA from Phytophthora nicotianae INRA-310, 2220 nucleotides. RefSeq lists its product as hypothetical. The transcript is spliced from 9 exons. Gene Ontology annotation, molecular function: U12 snRNA binding; pre-mRNA intronic binding. Bases 47 to 1777 code for a protein of 576 amino acids. Gene Ontology annotation, biological process: mRNA splicing, via spliceosome. The record is from RefSeq and is a predicted model, not a curated record. Gene Ontology annotation, cellular component: U12-type spliceosomal complex. Lineage: Eukaryota; Oomycota; Peronosporomycetes; Peronosporales; Peronosporaceae.